Clupea harengus (Atlantic herring) is the source of this 4419-nucleotide messenger RNA. RefSeq names its product tripartite motif containing 32 (gene trim32). Gene Ontology annotation, molecular function: protein binding; zinc ion binding. The record is from RefSeq and is a predicted model, not a curated record. Lineage: Eukaryota; Metazoa; Chordata; Actinopteri; Clupeiformes; Clupeidae.
UGACACCGAGGGUGGGAGGGAACAUAUGUGAACCAGUCGAUUACGUCGACACCGCAGUCUCGCAAGCACACCCACUGCAUAACGCCCUGCUGUGCUAGCUACGUCUCACCAGACCUGACAUUGAAGUGAAGGCUCCCUCGGAGCCAGUGGAACACACCAUGGCCACGGCGGUUCCGCUGGACCCGGACUUGUUGCGGGAGGUUCUGGAGUGCCCCAUUUGCCUGGAGACGUACAGCCAGGAUCAUCUGCGGCCCAAGCUUCUGCAGUGUGGCCACACCGUGUGCCGUCAGUGUCUGGAGAAGCUGCUGGCCAGCACCAUCAACGGCGUGCGCUGUCCCUUCUGCAGCAAGGUCUCACGCAUGAGCAGCAUCACGCAGCUGGCCGACAACCUGACCGUGCUGAAGAUCAUCGACUGCGCCUGCUCCUGGUGCCCCAGCACCACGCUCAUGUGCAAGUCCUGCAACAACCGCCUGCCGCGCCAGUACUGCCGCGACUGCGCCAUGGUGCUGUGUGACGCCUGCAAGGCCGAGACACACCAGCAGCAGGGCCACGCCGUGCAGACCAUUCGCACCGCCGCUGAGCAGCACCGCAAGGAGCUGGGCGGCAGGCUGUCGGCGCUGCGCGAGACCAUGGCCAGCAUCCAGAAAAAGAAAGCAGCCAUCGACAGCGUGGCCAAGUCUCUGCGGCUCAAGUACAAGGCGGUGCAGCAGGAGUACGCCCGGGCAGAGCUGCGGCUGCAGGAGGAGCUGGGCCGAUCGCGGCGCGCCUUUGCCGCCUCCAUGGCCGAGGUGGAAAAGCUCAACGCCCAGAUCCUGGAGGAGCAGACGUACCUGCUAAACAUCGCCGAGGUGCAGGUGGUGUCGCGCUGCGAAUACCUCACCACGCGCAUUAAACAGUCGGACAUCGCUCUGCUGGAGGACGGCUGCAGCACGUCGGGCGGCGACGAGGACGAGCCUGACCUGAAAGCCAGCCUGCCGCUGCUGCUGAAGCUGCAGGACCCCGAGCUGGUCAAGACGGAGCACCCCAAACCGCUGGAUGUGGGGCAGCUGACCACCAAGCCCUGCACUGUCAACACGGACGAGGAGGACGGACAGGAGCUGGUGGCCGCCGCUGCCGCCUCCGCACCGCUAGACCUCUACCGCGACAUCGACAUGAUCACGGCCGUGGAGGCGGUGUGCGCCUCGCCCGGCAGCUUCAAAUCAAAGUCGGUGGAUGGCGGGGGGCCGUCUCCCGGGGCGACAGGGUCAUCAUCAGCGUCGGGCGCACAGCUCUGCCAGUUCGUGAAGAAGAUGGGCUGCAAGGGCAACCUACCCGGCAUGUUCAACCUGCCGGUGAGCAUUUGCGUGACGCCGCAGGGCGAGGUGCUUGUGGCUGACCGCGGCAACUACCGCAUCCAGAUCUUCAACCGCAAGGGCUUCCAGCGGGAGAUCCGCCGCAACCCCAGCAGCAUCGACAACUUCGUGCUCAGCUUCCUGGGGGCCGACCUGCCUAAUCUCAUCCCGCUCUCGAUCGCCAUCACGCCCCAGGGCCUCAUCGGCGUCACCGACAACUAUGACAACUCCGUCAAGGUUUACACCACCGACGGCCACUGCGUGGCUUGCCACAAGAACCAGCUCAUCAAGCCGUGGGGCAUCGCCGCCAUGCCCUCGGGCCAGUUUGUGGUGUCGGACGUAGAGGGUGGAAAGCUGUGGUGCCUGGCGGUGGAUCGGAACGUGGGCGUGGUGAACUACAACCGUCUGUGUUCGGCGGUGCGGCCCAAGUUCGUGACGUGCGACCCGGCAGGGACGGUGUACUUCACGCAAGGGCUGGGCCUGAACAUCGAGAACCGGCACAACGAGCACCACCUGGAGGGCGGCUUCUCCAUCGGGUCGGUGGGCAUGGACGGCCAGCUGGGCAAGCAGCUGAGCCACUUCUUCUCCGAGACGGAGGACUUCCGCUGCAUCACAGGCAUGUGCGUGGACGCCAACGGCGACCUGAUCGUCACGGACAGCGGCCGCAAGGAAAUCCUGCAGUUCCCCAAGGAGGGCGGCUACAACGUGCUGAUCGCGGAGGGACUCACCUGCCCCGUGGGGGUGGCCGUAACGCAGAAGGGCCAGCUGCUGGUGCUGGACUGCUGGGAUCACUGUGUCAAGGUCUACACGUACUUACAGAAACGACGUUCCUCCACCUGCUAGAGCUUGGCCUGGGGGUGGGUGGGGGUUGGCUCGGCACUGUCUGUUUGGGGGGGGGGGGACCGGGUCAGACAUUUUUGAAGUGGGUGGGUGGGUGGGGGGUGGAUAAAGACUCUUAUUAUUACUCGUCACUUUAAUCUGUUUUCUCUGCUGCGUUCUAAACCGCGACUGACUGCUUCUCUCCGAGGCCAACUCCUGUCAGGAGCUGAGGAGAUCCGGCGACAGCCUUCACUACAAUCGCACCGGGCUCGGUUUGAUUCAGCUCGCCUCUGCCACGCGCUCAAUGUCAGGGGACAGUCACGAAAGCCAGCCAGGCCUGCCUGCCUGCGUCGCCUCCUUUAGCAGGCCCCAGCACAAUGGAAGGCAAUAGUCGGACAGUCUUGGGUGAGAGAGAGAGAGAGCGAGAGAGCUUGUCAAUCAAUGUGAUUCAAGACAGCUGCUUUAAUGUCUCUAUGAUGUGACUUCUGAGAGACUAGUGAGGAGAGUCUGAUAGCAACAUUUACAAAACAAAGAUAACUAUUUGUGUGUGUGUGUGUUUGUGUGUGUGUGUGUGUGUGUGUGUUUCAGAGUUAAUGUGUCAGGUCGGUUAAUACUUCCAUACCUGAAGGGGUUGACCUUGUCAUCUGAAACGUGUCACCAAUGUCCUAUUUCCCUUCCCUCUCUCUCCCGGCGAUGUGUAAAAUUAGUUAUUCCACCCUCUAGUCAGUCACACUACUUAUACUUGAAUGGCUGGCUUUAUUGGAAGACGAACUUGGCCCGAAUGAUUUUGCUUCCCUAACAAGUUGGCCCUUGCCUGAUGUAAUCAAAAUGGCAAGACGUUCACAGACGUUAAUCAUUAGUUAAUAUGUUUGUACAAUGUAGCACUGAUCAUCUGUUCCAGGGAAAUAAAAUGCAUUGUGGAACGCUAAAAUGGCUUUACUCUCAUAUUCAGACUGUCAACCUCCUUUUUGUUUUUAUUUAGUACUCUUUUUAAAGAAUUUGGAAAACUGUAAUUACCAAAGGACUUUAAAUCAUGAUAAUUUUGUAUGUUUUUGUUUUUGGUUUGUUUGUUUGUUUGUUUGUUUGUUUGUUUGUUGCCAGCAUGCCAACUUUGUUACUCCGUUAGAUCAUGUAAGGCCGGGAUCGCAAGUACAUAAUCAGUCUGAAGUUAACCAGACAGGCUCCAAGCAUACGUCGUUACAUAUGAUCUAAACAAGAAAAAACAAAGCAUCAAUGUUUUAAGUGUCCUUGUCUCUUUCGUGAUGAAUCACACAAGACUGUCGUUGGGUUUAUUUCAUGGGUGGAUUUCACCAUUUACUCGGCUAUGACUUUUCUGUGAGGAUACACAGCCUUCUCUCAUUGCGUUAUCAUUGGUCAUCCUGCUCCUUUGAUAGCAUCUGACUGUACAUUUAGGUGGCAUCACAUAACCGUGUUUUGUGUUCUACUCUGUGUGCACCUUCCCGAUUUCCUGUGAGUGUGUGUGAGGCUCAGUUGGGCUGGUCGUAGUGUACAUACAGUAAAGGACCGGCUCCAGUGGGUUAGGCAGGUACACAACAGAAGGAUAGCAGGGACAUUCCCUUUCUCUCACACAGGGAAACAGUACACCGACUCAGAGCUGCACUAGUUGUGUAAACCAACCCUCUCGUGAACCCGAGAUGUCUUGUGGUUUUAGAGACCGACAAUAAUCUUCUAGGUUUUGGAAUUCUAUAUUCAACAAACACAGCUAUUUAGAAAGGAAAAUACAAAUAUAAGAAGUAUAUAUACUCGCUUACUCAUAAUACGACCUUACAGGCUUUUAAACAGGUGUAGGAAGACCGUUCAUUUGAUGUGCAACUGCAAUAGUACUGUUUACCUGUGGCUGAGAAUGGUGAGUGUACCUGCUGCCAUACCAUUUUACCAGAACUGGUAAGGACCGGAAACUGUAAAUAGGCAUAGAGCUGUCAGUGGCAGCACUGCAGAGAAGGGUAGCAGACAUUUCUAUAUGGUCAGAUCUCCAUCGAGGUCAGAAUGGCAAUAAGCAGCUACGUUUUGAUUAGUUGUGUUCCUGUAGACCGACUGUGAGCCGAGCUACGAGGGGUGAAACGAGAUGUGCAAUAUGGCGGAGUGACCCUUUCACGUUGGAGAUCAUGUCUCGUCACGUCACGACCGUAUGUGGUACUUGUGUUGGUGUUGCUCUAUGUGAAACGAAGACUCUUUAACAUAUUUGUAAUGUUCAUGAUCAACUGCGUGCAAUAAAUCCAACAAUAAAACACUUCAAUAUUGUGGUUUC